AUGAUUGGAAUAAGGCAUUUAUUUAGAACACAUUGGACAUACGACACACUUACUGGUGGAUUAUUUAUUACUUCGGGAUAUUUUUUUCUGAAAGAUGCUCAUGGAUACCCAGCUAUUCAAAAAUUAACUAUUACACAUACAGAUUUGCCAAAUGCAAUAGAUGAUGAUUUAAUGAUAGCUAUUGAUAACGAACUUUUUGCAAUUACAAAAGAUAGAUUAUAUGCAGAUGCAAACACUAAUUUUAAAAUAAUGGUUAGCGACAAUAUUGAAUCAAAAACUCAUGGAUGUUUUCAACAUAGAUAUAAUGCUCUUUUGCGUUUUUCAAAUAGAUUGGUACUUAAUAAUGUAGAACAAAUACGCAAAAAUUAUCCAAAUUUCUUCAGGCUUUUUAAAGAAAAUGGGCUGGAUAAAUUGGAGGCAUUAGAUACUUCAUCUUUGACUGAUUCUGAUCUCAAAACUAUUUUGUUGACAAAAAACGCCAAAAAAUUUGUUAUUGCCAGAGAACUCAUUUAUGCUUCUAGUUCAAAAUUUUUACUUACGCUUUUUGUUUCAAUUGUUGCUUUUAUGCCAGGUUUUGCACUUUGUUAUUAUUUAAGAUCACAAAAACACAAUGACUGGCUAGCUUUUAUUCCUUCUUUGAUUAUAAGUAUUUUAUUGUUGUAUUUAUCUGAGAAAAUGUAUUAUAGAGAUGAAACUUUUGAUUUAGAUUUUGAAGCUGCUAAAAUAGAUGAGGAUCACAAAAAUGGAUGCAUUGAUUAUUUAAAAAGCAGUAUAGAAUUAUGCAAAUUACUCAAUAAAUUAACAAAAGGGAAAUCUAAUUUUGAUGAGAAUGGAAAUUAUUUGGGUCAUUCAGCUACUUAUGUUGACAGAUUGGAAAGAAUUGAAUUAGAUAAUAAAAUUAAAAUUUGA
Molecule: messenger RNA, 909 nt
Organism: Meloidogyne enterolobii
Lineage: Eukaryota; Metazoa; Nematoda; Chromadorea; Rhabditida; Meloidogynidae
Source: the annotation of a GenBank genome assembly